Molecule: messenger RNA, 2781 nt
Organism: Staurois parvus
Lineage: Eukaryota; Metazoa; Chordata; Amphibia; Anura; Ranidae
Source: the annotation of a GenBank genome assembly
AUGGGAGUCCCGGCCUUCUUCCGCUGGCUGAGUCGCAAAUACCCGUCCAUCGUCGUCCACUCGGUGGAGGAGAAGCCUAAAGAAUGCAAUGGCAUCAAGAUUCCAGUGGAUACAAGUAAACCUAAUCCUAAUGAUGUGGAAUUUGACAACUUGUACUUGGAUAUGAAUGGCAUCAUUCAUCCUUGUACCCAUCCUGAAGAUAAACCAGCACCUAAAAACGAGGAUGAGAUGAUGGUUGCCAUUUUCGAGUAUAUUGACAGAUUAUUUAACAUUGUGAGACCAAGAAGGUUGCUGUACAUGGCCAUUGAUGGUGUGGCACCUAGGGCUAAAAUGAAUCAACAGCGUUCAAGACGUUUUAGGGCAUCCAAGGAGGGGGUGGAACUGACUGAGGAAAAAAAUCGAAUACGUGAGGAAGUUCUGUCCAAAGGCGGUUUUUUGCCUCCUGAUGAGAUAAAGGAGCGAUUUGAUAGCAACUGUAUUACACCUGGAACAGAGUUUAUGGACAACCUGGCAAAAUGCCUUCGCUAUUAUGUUGCAGAUCGUCUUAACAAUGACCCUGGUUGGAAAAACAUUACGGUCAUUUUAUCGGAUGCUAGUGCACCAGGCGAAGGGGAGCACAAAAUUAUGGAUUACAUCAGAAGACAGAGAGCACAGCCUCAUCACGACCCAAACACUCAUCACUGCUUAUGCGGAGCUGACGCUGAUCUAAUAAUGCUUGGGCUAGCUACCCAUGAAGUGAACUUUACGAUCAUAAGAGAAGAAUUUAAGCCUGAUAAAAAAAGACCCUGUCCAUUGUGCUCACAAAUUGGACAUGAACUGAAGGAGUGUCAGGGAUUGCCUCGUGAGAAGAAAGGCGAGCAUGACGAAUUUGCAGACACCAUACCUGGCUCUGAGCAGGAGUUUAUUUUCAUUCGUCUUAAUGUAUUGCGUGAGUAUCUAGAGAGAGAGCUGGCAAUGGCAAGCUUGCCUUUCCCAUAUGACUUUGAAAGAACUAUUGAUGACUGGGUUUUCAUGUGUUUCUUUGUUGGAAAUGACUUUCUGCCUCACUUACCCUCUCUUGAGAUCAGGGAGGGUGCUAUCGACCGUCUUGUAAACAUCUACAAGAAUGUGGUCCACAAGACUGGGGGCUAUCUUACGGAGAGCGGGUUUGUGAACCUGGAGAGGGUGCAAAUGAUCAUGCUAGCAGUUGGAGAGGUUGAAGACAGCAUUUUCAAGAAGAGGAAGGAAGAUGAUGAGAACUUUAAGAGGCGACAAAAGGAGAAAAGAAAGAGAAUGAAGGCGGAGCAGAACCCAACUUUUAUCCCAACUGGCCAGUUUGCUCCUUAUGCCCUAGGUCGGGGUAACUCCUCUAUCCCUCAAGCCAUAAGUAAUGCGAGAGAGACAGCAUAUGAGAUGCGCAAGCAAAAUAUGAACUCCAAUGACAAAGAAGGCCUAUCAGGAACAAAAAGAAAAGCAAAUGACAGUGACAGUGAGCCCGAGCCAGAAGAUAAUAUCAGACUGUGGGAAUCUGGUUGGAAGCAACGUUAUUAUAGAAACAAAUUUGACGUCGAUUCCGCUGACGAGAAAUUUCGACGUAAAGUUGUACAGUCAUACGUGGAAGGACUCUGCUGGGUAUUACGUUAUUACUACCAGGGCUGUGCCUCUUGGAAGUGGUUUUUCCCAUUCCACUAUGCUCCUUUUGCUUCAGACUUUGAAAAUAUCGCCGAACUUUUUAAGGAGUUUGAAAUAAACACAAAACCAUUCAAGCCACUGGAGCAAUUGAUGGGUGUUUUUCCAGCUGCUAGUGGCAACUUCUUGCCUCUUACCUGGAGACGUCUUAUGAGCGAUCCUGAAUCUAGUAUAAUUGACUUCUACCCCGAUGACUUUGCACUUGAUUUGAAUGGCAAAAAAUAUGCCUGGCAAGGUGUUGCUCUGUUGCCAUUUGUUGAUGAGCGGCGGCUAAGAGCUGCUUUGGAAGAGGUUUACCCUGACCUCACUCCUGAAGAAAUACGAAGAAACAGCCUUGGAGGAGACCAUCUCUUCGUUGGGAAACACCAUCCCCUCCAGGAAUUUAUACAUGAGCUGUACAGGAGCAGCUGUAAAGAGCUAACAGAUAUUCCACCUGAACUGUGCCAUGGCAUUCAGGGCAAAAUGGAUACUGAUGAUGGAGCUGUUCUUCCAAAUGUGACUGUGGAAUCUCCUGUUCCCAUGUUACGGAAUUUGAGUCAAAAUUAUGCUAUUAGCAUCAAAUUUAAUGACCCACAAUAUGAAGAUGGCUAUGUCUUCAAAGCCGUAGUUCUGGCAGGGGCAAAGAAACCACCGGUAACAUUAAAGCCUGGCGACUGGGAGCGAACUAACAACAAUGGCAGGCCCUGGAGACCACGCCUUGGCUUCAAUUCUGACCGCAAGCCAGUUCACUUGGAGCAAUCUGCUUUCAGGACUUUGGGGCAUUCCUUGCCACAAGCCCGGGGGCAUCAGAGAGAUGGACUGUACAGCAAUGCCCCACCACCUGGAGCUUUUAACCCUGUAAAUGUAUACCGGAUGCCCAGUCACCACCAGCCACCAUUGUUCAGUACUCCACCAAUUCCCAGAAUGCAGAAUGCAUGGGCUAAUCAUCCACCACGUUACAACCAGCCACUACAAAGACAUUAUGGGCAUAACCCAGUCCAGCAUUAUCCAAACCCUGGACAUGGACCAAGUAACUACUAUCAGCGGCACAGUAGUGAUUGGACUAGACAACCCUACAACCAGGGAAGGAAUUACCAAAUGCCACCCCAGUCGGAAGAUACAACAACCGGAAGU